Messenger RNA from Malaclemys terrapin pileata, 1025 nucleotides. Its product is annotated as serine protease inhibitor Kazal-type 1-like. Lineage: Eukaryota; Metazoa; Chordata; Testudines; Emydidae. The transcript has 5 exons. Gene Ontology annotation, molecular function: protein binding; serine-type endopeptidase inhibitor activity. The record is from RefSeq and is a predicted model, not a curated record. The coding region runs from base 43 to 300 and encodes 85 amino acids.
AGUACAAACAGAAUCAGCACAGACCAGACACCUGUCUUCACCAUGAAGCUAAAAGGUGCCUUUGUGUUCCUUUCCCUGGCAUUUUGCUGCUUCAUUUUAGGCGUCACCACUCAAGAUGAGAGUCAGCCCGACUGCAGUAAAUACAAAAAUCCAGAUGGAACCUGGAUAGGAGGCUGUCCAAGGAACUAUGCACCAGUCUGUGGAACAGACGGCAUCACUCACAGCAAUGAAUGUUUGCUGUGUGAAAAAAUCUGGGAAACUGGAGUCCCCAUUGGCAUAAAGCACAGAGGAGAAUGUUAGCACAAUGGAUGAAUAAUGGAUGAAUUGGUGUAAAGCACAAAUAGGAGGUGUUGUAAUACCUCUGAGCAAAGACAGUCUCAAAUCAUCCUGUGCACCAGGGGUUCCUACUGGCUUCCUUGUGUCUUAUGUUUGUUCAAUAAAGUAAACUAAAAGGGUUUUUUCUUAUUUUAUUUUUCAACACAAAGCAGUAUAGCUUUUGGGAGGGGAGGAAAAUCAUUAAAUCAACAACUGAUUUUACAUAUCAGCCUUCAUAACAUAAAUAAACCACAGAUAAUAAAAUAUUUUCAAUAAUGAAUAGGCUUUGUGGUUGGAUUUAUCUAGAUCUGUAGGAAACACUCAUAAUGGAGAUCUUGAGUCAAUAGCAAUUUUCCACUAAGAUCAGUUAAAAUGGAUUGAUUAAAAUAGAUAUCCUGAAUGAAGAAACACAAAUUCCACCAAUACAUUUUGGCACAGACAACUAUCAGGAUUGCAAUCACUGACUUUGUGGCUGUGUUACAAUCUUUGAAGAUAAUGUAUGACCAUUUUUCAAGUCAAAGUUGUGUGCUUGAUCAUGAUUUUUACAAACUUAUUUAUUAUUUUUUCACACAUAGCUUAUAUGAAGAAAUGUUAUACUUCUAGCUAUUCAUUAUUCAAAAUUUGCUGCUGAACUUGUAAGAAUGGUCACUUAAGUCACAUGUUAUUGUUUCUGUUCCCAUACUAGUUAAACACUUUGGAACUACUUCUGC